UUGUAGAUGUAUGAUAGUAUAUAAGUAUUGUAGUCAUAAGAUAGAAUUAAGCAUACACAUGUAAACUAAGGUAGAAUUAAGAGAAAGAAUAAUAAAAGAGACAGUUGCGUGACGACCGUCGAACAAAGCAGAUGUUGGUUGUUUCUACUAAAAUUCAGAAGUGGGAUCAAGUAAAAAAAAAAAAAAUUAUUUUUUUUAAAGCCCGUGUGUAAUAAAAUAUAUAUAUAUAAAAUAUUUAUAUAAAACUGUGAAGAAUGGAUGGCAUAGCUGACGUUUUAUGUUUUGAUGAUCUAACGGUGGAGGAGCUAAAAAAUUGGCUGACAAAAUUGAAGUUGCAAGUAGGUGGAAACAAAACGCAGUUGAUUGCGCGUUUAGCAAAAGUGCCACAGCAUAUUCGCAGUGAGUGUGCGCCGAUGAGUAUAAAAAAAACAGUGACGCCAGAAUGUGAUGAAGCAGUUGAGCAGUCUGUUGUACAAAAUUGUGAAAUUAUGAGUAACGAGCGAAAUCAAAUUGUAAGGGAGGAAGUGAAUAACAAAGAAACGGAGGAAGCAAAAAUGCAAACAGAAACUACUAUUAGAGACGAAGAAAUAAAAAAAAUGCAACUUAUGCAAAAAGAAAUUGAGUUGCUUAAGAAAGAGCGUGAUCUGUUUGAAAAAGAGAAUGAAUUGACAAAGAAAAUGACUCAAUUACAAUUAAACACUUCGAGUUUAAGCGAAUGUGAACAUUCAGUACAAAGAAUAGAAGUACCGCUCAUAAUAUUAAAAGAAUUUUUACCGGAAUGCGAUGGUAACAAUUUUAAUGUUUGGGUUACGCAACUUGAAGCGUUAGAAAAAGCUUACGAAUUAGAAGACAGUGUAGUUCGAACACUUAUUAUAACGAAAGCAAAAGGUAGAGUACAAAAUUGGCUCCACUCUACACCAAAUGUUCUUACACAAAGCAGUAAAAUAUUGAUCGAACAAAUGAUUUCCGUAUUUGGCUCAAAAGAGAGUAUUGUUCAAUUGCGUCGCAAAUUUGAAACACGUUUGUGGUCCGAUGAUGAAAAAUUUGUUGAUUAUUACAACGAUAAAAUUGUUUUAUCAUUACUGAUAAAUAUGUCGGAAGAAGAGUUAGUUGAAUACAUUGUUGAUGGAAUACGUGAUCCACAAUUGCGUAUGCUUGCAAAGAUGCAGCAGUUCAAAUCAAAAGAAAAAUUGGUAGCAGCGUUUGGCGAUGUUAAUCAAAAUACUGCUAGGACAGUGUCGACGAAUGAAAGGCGAGUAAAGCAAGGCUUAAGAUGUUUUAACUGCAGUAAGACUGGGCAUGUUGCCGCUGAAUGUCGUCAACCGAAACGUCCAUUCGGAGCUUGCUAUGGAUGCGGUAGUUUGGAACACCGGGUUGCAGUCUGUCCCCGUAACAAAUUCAACGCCAACGAACAACAAAAUAAUUAUAAUGCCUAAUAGACUCUGGCAGCCCAAUUAGUUUUUUGAAAAAAUGUUGUGUACCGGAAGCGGUAAAGUUAAAUGAAAUUUCGAAUGU
Messenger RNA from Teleopsis dalmanni, 1515 nucleotides. RefSeq lists its product as uncharacterized. The transcript has 2 exons. Lineage: Eukaryota; Metazoa; Arthropoda; Insecta; Diptera; Diopsidae. Gene Ontology annotation, molecular function: zinc ion binding; nucleic acid binding. The record is from RefSeq and is a predicted model, not a curated record. Bases 255 to 1436 code for a protein of 393 amino acids.